GUCUGACGAUGGUAGACUGGAGAGACGGAUGGUCAGAGCCGUCCCUGUAUAACCUGAACAUGCAAGUGUAACUUGAUUCUUGUCGGUUUACUUUGCCUAACCAGGUUGCACAAUUAUUUAGCUUUUAGUUAGUCAUAUUAUAUUUAAAAUUAUGGAGGACGACUGUGUGUGUGACUACGACUCGACCUGGGACACAGAGAGUGAUGGAGACGACCCGGCCGGAGAGAGCCAAACCCGUCGGUUAUGUCCAGACAAAAACAAGUCUGCCUGGACUUUAGUAACUUGGCAUCACACGCCAAGAAACAUGAGAGCAGCAAAGGACAUGCAGACCUACAGAAGAGAAUAUCCAAACCUCGCUGACGACGAGUGCUCAGAAGACAAAAUGAACAAUUUGCAGUUUUAUCUUAAUAAAUUUCCUUCUGCUCCGGAUGAUGUCUACAUAGAAUCAUUUCUGAAGGAAUGGAAAAACGACUACAAAAGAUUGGAGAGAGUUCACUCGUAUAUUCAGUGGCUGUUUCCACUGCGAGAGCCGGGGGUUAAUUACAUGGCUUCAGAACUCACCAAGAAGGAAAUUGAGGCUUUCAAGAAGAACGAGGACGCCAAAAGGAGACUUGUUGAGUCCUAUGAACUCAUGUUGGGCUUCUAUGGCAUGCGAUUGGUCAGCAAAGAGACGGGUGAAGUGAAACGAGCAGAUAACUGGAAGGAGCGAUUUGGAAAUCUAGAGCGAAACAUGCACAACAACCUGCGCAUCACUCGCAUCCUGAAGAGCCUCGGCGAGCUGGGCUUCAAACACUUCCAGGCCCCUCUUGUGCGCUUCUUUCUGGAAGAGACUCUAGUUAAAAAGACCCUCAGCAGUGUUAAACGCAGCGUCCUCGACUACUUUCUGUUUGCUGUAAAGGACAAGCAGAAACGUCAGGAGCUUGUGCACUUUGCAUACCUUCACUUUGAGCCAAAGGAUAAGUUUGUGUGGUGUCCCAGAAAGAUUCAGAAACAAUUCAGAAAGGCAGAGAAAAGAUCGGAUGCAGUUGGGAAUGGAGACGGAAAAGAGGAGGUGCUUUCACGGGGCAAAAGCAAAGACGGAGAAGCAGUUGUGCAGCAAAAAGAGGAUGGACUUGAUAAUAUUUCAAAGGCUCAGAAGGGAACUGAUCAAACUGUGUGUAAAGAAAAAAACAAAGAGUCAGAGGCACCCCCUGAGCCAAAAUCAGACUCUGAGACUGUCGAUAAUGGAAAUGCUGAGGCAGAAUCUAAUAAUGAAAUAUUGGGCAAUGGAAGUGACUCAACGGAGAAUGUUGAUGAGAUGGAUCAGUCGCCCAGUCCUGAGUCUGUGACGUCAGAACCCAAGACCUGUGUGGACAGUGAGGAGAAACUUUCCAACAACUCAAAGGACAGCAAGCAGGAACCCGACAACAUUAUGCAAACAGAUGGCGACAUAGACACCGAGAAACCACCGAAGAAGAAGAGGGAGGAUGACAAGGUGCUGCCAAGCAACGGCUCCGCUGGGGACUUGGCCGGUGGGCAGAUGGAAGAAAAAGCUGCGUCUAAUAAAGCCUCUGGUCAGACGAGCCCAUCAUCGCAAACCCCCCUUAAGACUUCAAAACACUCGCCCUCCCUUUCUUCAGGAAGGGAGGAAAAAAUCCCAAGGACUGAUUUUAAUCAAGUGCCAGACAAAAAGGAAGAGGAAGAAACGUCACAGGAAAAUGGGUCAGCCACAAAUGGGUCAGAGACGAGCGCUGACAAAGGUGUGGAUGAACAGACGAAUGGGAAGGAGGCGGAAGAUACUGAUAUGGAAUCGAAGCCCUCAAGCUCAGACCCAAAUAUGGGGAAUUCAUGAAAAAACUGUUUGAUAGAAGGAAAACAUUAGUUGAAGCUAAAAUGAAAUGUAAUAUAGGGACAGAGUAUGAUUUUCUGGGCCUUAUUUCUGCUAUGUUUGAUGUUUAGAUAUGGAUUCUUUUUACUUUGAAGGAGAAUAUGAACUCAUGUGGGACUGGAUGUGACUCAGUUUCUACAUGGCCAUCUGAAAAUAUGGAAGGACGAGGCUGGUGAUAUUCUGUGUUUUUGAUUGUUGGCAACAAAUCCUGUGAUAGGUUAUCAACAGAAAACUUGAUGGACUGCUGUGAUCUGCAGGGAUGUGACGGCCUGUAACAUAUCGUUAGGCUCAUUGUCACUAGCUUUUUACUUGUGCUGGAGAUAGAGGAUCUGUGAGGAAUUGGCAGGUCAGCUGUCCUCAGAAAUUCAGUUACACAUUUAAAUUGACGAACUUUGGAGAAUUAUUAUCCUAACGUAUGCUAACGUAAUAAUGCCUCACUACAGUAUUAAUAUCGUCAUUUUUUCACUGAGGCUAAUUGUUCUGCUCAAUCUUUUUUUUGAAAGACCUUCACAGGUUCUGUGAUCAAAGGACAAGAAAUGUGAUUUUUAAUCCUCUCUUUGUGCUAACAUGUAUUCAUUGGUACAUAUUAAAGAAGGCACUCCUUAGUAGACCCACAGUUAGAUUGGUCUUAAAAAUUGUGACAUGCCUGCAGUGAAAACUCAACAUGCUAACAACCUCAUUGUGUUAAUGAUAGCGACUUCUCUACACUGGCUGUGGCACAGUUCUUAUUUAAGACGUUAAUUUAACAAAUUCACAGCAGCUAAAAAAGGAAGUGUGUAUGUGGGAUUGAAAUGAAACAAGUUAACUUCUGUGACAGUGUCUCGUUUUUCUCGAGUUUUAUUUUGGAGUUUUUGGGCGAGAGUGAAGUUCUGAGGCACAGAUGACACGGCUUUGAAUUCACAGAUAAAACUUUGUUUAGGUCUUUCAAAAAGGAUUUAUUGACAAUAACAAAAUGAACGUCUAUCACCAGACUUCUUCUUCACCUUUGUAAUAAGAAGUCCGUCAAUAACUGGUAUUUAAUACUAAAAGCACUAUUAUUAAUGUAUAUCAAUGGAAUGGAUUGUUCUCAGCAUUUUAACACCUUAAUACUUCGAAGAAUUGAGCUCUUUUUUUCUCUUUUUUUUUGCACUGAAAAAAAAAAAAUAAUAAUAAUUUUCUUAUUUUCCUUUUUUUUCUUGUGUGUUAAAUCUUUCUGCACCCAUUUGUGUUUCUGCUGAACCCUGAUGCUCCAACGGGUUUAAGACUGAAUGUCAUUGAAGAUAUGUUUCCGUAAACUUGCACAUCUGUGUUUUCAUGCAGAUUUGGGAAGUAGACUUUUGAACAUUGAGAACCUUGCCAAAAAAAAUGUGAAGAGACUGGUUGAUUGUACAAUAUGUCUGUAUGUUGGCGGGAAUGAGUAAGCUUUGGCUACGAUUUAAAGUCCACUGUGUGUUCAUUUGACUUGUUUGGUCAUGACAUAUCACAAGCCAGUUUGAUGAUGUUAAUGCAUUUCUUUACAUUUGCACUUAAGUUUUCACUGUUAAUUGUUGAUGUUUUGGUAUUUACAGAAUGAAAUGGUAAUGACUUUUCAAAAGUGCUGAAUUCUUUAUAAAUGACUUUUCCCUACUACAUAUCUAGCUGUUAACAAAUCAGAAUAAAGUGAUACUAUUUUUGGAUGUUUUUAUGAAACUGAUAUGUGUUUAGCCAAAGUCUGACUUCGGUUAUAGAUUAUUCAAUUGUAACUCUCAGGAUAACACUGUGGUAGAUGUCAGCUUUUGCUCCUAUUCCUGAGACUCCUUUUGUUAUGUUUUUUAAUUUCCCAGUGCAGCAUAAAGUCAGACGUAUCCGUCUAUUUCUCCAGCCUCAGCGAAGACACGACUCACAAGAGAGGAGGGAGAAAGAUGCUAAAGAUAUUGAUGCAACACAGUCUGUUCAGACCUCAGGAUCAGUGUGCAUUUGAGGCUGUGAGUCAGGAGGAAGAAUACAUACUGUUCAAGUUUGCUGUUUGUUUUUGCCCCCCUCCCUCCCUGUUUGGAACAUUAUAAAUAAAACGUCUUAACAGUU
This is a messenger RNA of Labrus mixtus (cuckoo wrasse), 3910 nucleotides long. Its product is annotated as opioid growth factor receptor-like protein 1. Gene Ontology annotation, molecular function: opioid growth factor receptor activity. NCBI's taxonomy places the organism in Eukaryota, Metazoa, Chordata, Actinopteri, Labriformes, Labridae. The coding region runs from base 152 to 1831 and encodes 559 amino acids. The record is from RefSeq and is a predicted model, not a curated record. Gene Ontology annotation, cellular component: membrane. The transcript is spliced from 7 exons.